This is a messenger RNA of Penicillium subrubescens, 2706 nucleotides long. Its product is annotated as putative spindle pole body component. Gene Ontology annotation, molecular function: microtubule plus end polymerase activity; microtubule plus-end binding. The transcript has 4 exons. The coding region runs from base 1 to 2706 and encodes 901 amino acids. Gene Ontology annotation, cellular component: kinetochore; centrosome; spindle pole. Lineage: Eukaryota; Fungi; Ascomycota; Eurotiomycetes; Eurotiales; Aspergillaceae. The record is from RefSeq and is a predicted model, not a curated record. Gene Ontology annotation, biological process: microtubule polymerization; establishment or maintenance of microtubule cytoskeleton polarity; mitotic spindle organization.
AUGGCUGAAGGCGAGGACGACUUCUCCUCUCUGCCGCUACCCGAGCGCUUCGCUCACAAGAACUGGAAAGUACGGAAGGAAGGAUACGAGGAUGCCAAAGCACAAUUCGAAAAGUCUCCUGAUGAAUCAGACCCUGUGUUCACGCCGUUCCUACAAGAUCCUGGGCUGUGGAAAGGGGCGGUUGCAGACUCCAAUGUAGCUGCGCAAGUGGAGGGUCUAGGGUCUUACUGUGCUUUCUUAAAAUUCGGUGGACAACAAGCAUGCGCAAGGACUCGACCUCAUACAAUCGGGCCGAUCGCGGAAAAAGGCCUCCCCUGCGCCAGACCAGCAGGUAAAGCAAGUGCCCAGGAAGCCCUCCUAUUAAGCGUCGAACUCGACUCAGCCGACCCCGUCCUUGAAGACCUUCUACCUGUCCUCUCCCAUAAAGUACCCAAGACGAUCGCCGGUGCUCUCUCGGCAUUGACAACGCUUUAUCACAACUUCGGAUGCAAGAUUGUGGACCCAAAACCGACACUGAAAGCGCUUCCGAAAGUGUUCGGUCACGCUGACAAGAAUGUCCGAGCCGAAGCACAGAACUUGACGGUGGAGUUAUAUCGAUGGCUCCGGGAAGCUAUCAAGCCCCUCUUCUGGGCCGACCUGAAGCCAGUGCAGCAAGGUGACUUGGAAAAGCUUUUCGAGAACGUGAAGCAAGAAGCCCCGCCCAAGCAAGAGCGAUUCACCCGGGCGCAGCAGGAUGCUAUGGCCACAGCCAGUGCGACCCCCGGGGGCGGUGAUGGAGGGGAUGACCAAGGUGGUGAGGAAUUCGCCGAAGAGGAAGCAGAAGAGGUGGAUGUAUUUGAUCUGGCUGAGCCUGUCGACGUGAUGCCUAAAAUCCCCAAGGAUCUCCACGACCAGCUCGGCUCAUCAAAAUGGAAGGACCGCAAAGAAGCAUUGGACGCUCUUUAUACUGCCAUUAAUGUGCCCCGCAUAAAGGAUGGUCCUUACGAUGAGAUUGUGAGGGCUUUGGCCAAGUGCAUGAAAGACGCCAACAUUGCCGUUGUCACAGUGGCUGCCAACUGUGUUGAUCUACUGGCAAAGGGCCUACGCAAUGGCUUCAUGAAAUAUCGAUCGACUAUCAUGGCACCUAUGCUGGAACGAUUGAAGGAAAAGAAGCAGUCCGUGGCAGACGCUCUGGGUCAGGCAUUGGAUGCGGUCUUCUCAUCAACGGAUCUCUCAGACUGUCUGGAGGAAAUCCUUGAAUUCCUCAAGCACAAAAAUCCUCAGGUGAAGCAGGAGACUCUCAAGUUCCUGAUCCGCUGUCUUCGCACGACCCGCACUGUACCAUCUAAGCCAGAUAUCAAGGCAAUCGCUGAUGCAGGUACCAAAGCAAUGACAGAGUCCACCGAGGCUCUCCGGUCUGGGGGUGCAGAGAUUCUCGGUACACUGAUGAAGAUCUUGGGCGAAAGGGCCAUGAAGCCAUACCUUGAUGGAUUGGACGAGAUUCGAAAGACCAAGAUCAAGGAGUACUUUGAGACUGCUGAGGUGAAGGCCAAGGACCGACCCAAGCCGAUCGUGGCUCCUCCCAAGCCCGCCGCGCCCGCUGCUAGAAAAGCAGCUCCGGGGAAGAAGCCUGCUCUGGGAAUGAAGAAACCAGCGCCCGCGGUCGCCGCUCCGCCUCCAGUUGAAGAGGCUCCAGCCAAGCCAGCCGCCAGGGCGAUCCCCUCCAAGCUUGGAAAGCCCGGCCUUGCUCCUCCUGGAGCGGGCCUCAAGCUCCAGCGCAAGCUCGGUGGUCCAGGAGGUAUUGCGUCCCCUGGACGACGAGUCGUCUCUCCACCGACAGAAGAAGCAGCACCUCCACCCGCUGCCCCCAAGUUUGGUCUUGGACGUGGCCUUGCUGGCCGUCCAAUUGCCAAGCCUGCUGCCCCUGCCGAACCAGCCCCACCCCCUGCUCCAGCAGUGAGCGCAAUGUCGGCAGCAGAUCGUGCCGAGUUGGACGAGCUCCGAGCAGAAAAAGAAAGAUUUGUUCGAACAAUCGAAGAUCUGAAGACCGAGCGUUCCAAGUUCAAUUCGCAGAUUACAGAGCUGCAGAAUCAGAACGCACAGUUGAUUGAGGACCAUACCAGGGACGUAUUAAGCAUCAAGGCCAAGGAGACACAGCUGGUUCGCGCACGGAGCGAUGCCGAAGCCGCUGAGCAAAAUGUUCAAAAACAGCAACGCGAGAUCGAAAGGUUGAAGCGUGAGCUAGCACGAGCGCUUCGCGCAUCAGCAAUGAGCCCGCCCAACGCCGGGUCAGAAGCUGGCAGCCUCGGUAUUCCAGAUUCUACCUCUGUCUACCAGGAAUCUGCCAGCAACGGACAUAUUGCGCGCUCAGGUCUUCACCUUGGAUCUCGAUUUGAGAGCACACGUCCACGAAGCUAUGCCUCAGCCAGCCCAAGUGAGGAGAAGGAAAACAACGGUCUUGAGUCGCCAGGAGGAUUUGGCAGCCGAGAUGCUGGCUUGGGUUUGGGCCGACGCAAGCUCAGCCCUACCUAUGGUCUUUCUGGAAUUGGAAGCCCAACACGAUCAUCUCGGGGUUCUCUCCAUGGAACCGAGGACGAAGGUGCGCCUCGGUCUUCAGAGCCUGCCGAAAAUUGGAAGCGUGCCGCAGAGGUGACAAGUCAGCUGAAGGCGAGAAUUGAACAAAUGAAGGCUCGUCAAGGGCUGUCACGACCACCCGCACAACGUUAA